UAGACAAAUAUCACUUGCUGUGUCAUAGCACAUGGAUUUCAGGACCGCCUGCGAAGAGACAAAGACAGGGAUUUGUUUGCUGCAGGAUGGUAACCAGGAGCCUUUCAAAGUGCGACUGCACUUAGCCAAAGAUAUAUUGAUGAUCCAGGAGCAGGAUGUGAUCUGUGUGUCUGGUGAGCCUUUCUAUUCUGGUGAAAGGACAGUAACAAUUAGAAGACAAACUGUAGGAGGAUUUGGAUUAAGUAUAAAGGGUGGAGCAGAACAUAAUAUUCCAGUGGUCAUUUCUAAGAUUUCCAAAGAACAACGAGCUGAACUUUCAGGUUUGCUCUUUAUAGGAGAUGCAAUUCUGCAGAUUAAUGGAAUUAAUGUGAGAAAAUGCAGGCAUGAAGAAGUGGUUCAGGUCCUUCGCAAUGCAGGGGAAGAAGUGACCCUAACUGUGUCCUUUUUGAAAAGAGCACCUGCUUUUCUCAAACUGCCACUGAAUGAAGACUGUGCAUGUGCCCCCAGUGACCAAAGCAGUGGCACUUCCUCUCCCCUGUGUGACAGUGGUUUGCAUCUCAACUAUCAUCCUAACAACACGGAUACAUUAUCAUGUUCCUCGUGGCCAACAUCCCCAGGACUUAGAUGGGAAAAAAGGUGGUGUGAUCUCCGAUUAAUUCCACUUCUUCAUUCACGAUUUUCCCAGUACCUUCCAGGAUCAGAUUUGUGCAGGCAAAAUGCGUUCCAAGUAAUUGCUGUGGAUGGGGUUUGCAGUGGAAUAAUUCAGUGUCUCUCUGCUGAAGACUGUAUUGACUGGCUACAAGCAAUAGCAAGUAACAUUUCCAACCUCACAAAGCACAAUAUUAAAAAAAUCAACAGGAAUUUCCCCGUAAACCAGCAGAUAGUCUACAUGGGCUGGACGGAAGAACGGGAACAAGACUCCCUUCAGGAUCGAAUGUAUACACCAAAGUUUCUAGCACUGAGGGGAUCUUCUCUGUAUAAAUUUAUGGCACCUCCAGUCACAACCUGGGAUUGGACACGAGCUGAGAAAACCUUUUCAGUCUAUGAGAUAAUGUGCAAAAUUUUCAAGGACAGUGAUCUACUGGACCGGCGGAAACAUUGUUUUGGUGUCCAAUCUGAAUCUGGAGAAGAUCUUUACUUUUCCGUGGAAUUAGAGUCUGACCUAGCACUAUGGGAAAAAGCAUUCCAGACAGCAACUUUUUUAGAAGUUGAACGGAUACAGUGCAAGACAUAUGCCUGCGUUUUGGAAAGCCAUCUCAUGGGGCUUACCAUUGACUUUAGCACAGGCUUUGUCUGUUUCGACGCUGCAACAAAGGCUGUACUUUGGAGGUACAAAUUUUCCCAGCUCAAAGGUUCUUCAGAUGAUGGGAAGAGCAAAAUCAAAUUCCUUUUCCAAAACCCAGAUAAUAAACAAAUUGAAGCAAAGGAGCUGGAGUUUUCCAACCUGUUUGCAGUCCUUCAUUGUAUCCAUUCAUUCUUUGCAGCCAAAGUGGCUUGUUUGGACCCUUUGUACGUAGGCAGUCAAGCGACAGCUUCUGCUGCUCCCACAACUUCUGGUACUGGCAAAUUAAAGUAUACAACUUGAUAUCUCACAUUACAGCACUGCCAUUUAUCAAAAAGACUUAAUGUAUAGAUAUUCAUAAGAUGUGAAACUUUGGUGAACCAUGUACAUGGAAACCAAUCCUGGAGACAAGACAUCUUGCAGCAUCAGCAGAUAGAUGGUCACGUGGGAUCAUAAACUCAUUUCUGUUCUGCAAGACACCAGUAAAUAAUCCUCGCAGAAUCCCCAGAAUAGGAUGGAUAUGCUUUUAGUAUGAUCUAUUUGUACUUAUUUAGUGCUUUAACCAACACUGGAAGCAAAGGAACAAAUGAUGCAAUGAGGCAUUUCGGUAUUUAAUAAAAUUUUCAAAUUGCAGUAAUAACACACAAAAAGAAUUGUCAUUUUCCUGUUUUCAAAUGUUUUUAUGACAAUAUGCUAAACUCUGAGUAUGAACUUAGUACACAGUGAUUAUAUUAUAAAUGACAUAAGAGAAAGCGACAAGCAGUUAGUACAUAAUGAUGAGGAGAUGAGCAUGAAAAGACAUUUGUGUAAGUAUCUCUUCAAAUAAGAAAGCACUUUAAGCACCGUUGUAAUCCAUACUUCUUUCCGUAUGUGGAGUCAUGGUACUUUUUCUAUUUUAUUCUUUUAGCAUUAGCAGCAAAGAUAUAGCCAUAUUGACUGACACAGUUCAA
Phasianus colchicus (ring-necked pheasant) is the source of this 2232-nucleotide messenger RNA. RefSeq names its product syntrophin gamma 1 (gene SNTG1). Gene Ontology annotation, molecular function: structural molecule activity; protein binding. Gene Ontology annotation, cellular component: dystrophin-associated glycoprotein complex; intracellular anatomical structure. NCBI's taxonomy places the organism in Eukaryota, Metazoa, Chordata, Aves, Galliformes, Phasianidae. The record is from RefSeq and is a predicted model, not a curated record.